AUGGCAGCCGCGCUGCCGUCUACUGCGCUCAGGAUCGCGGUCGCGACGCCAUUCGCGACAUCAACAGCGGGGACACGCGGAUCAUCCGCUAUUUUCGCCGGGAAUGGGGGAAGCAGAAACCCUGCCAGCGGAAAAGAUUCAUCUAAGAAGGCCGCGGCGGACGUGUACACAGAGGACGAGGAGGCUUACAGCGAGGAAGAGGAGGCCUAUAGCGAGGAUGAGGAGAUAGACGAGGAGCUGCUAGCCGCCAUGCUGGCGGAAGAAGAGCUCCUGGCGGCGGAGCUGGAGAAGGGCGGAAGCGGAAGCGGAAGCGGAGAGACAGGGGGAAAGCGCGCAUGGUCGGACGAGGAGUGGGACGAGGAGGAACUAGACGAGCUCUUUGAUAAAUAUGGGAAGACUCUUAAAGAGGAUACGAGCGGCAGCAGCGCUGGGUACAAGCUUUUAAGAGAAGAGGAUGAUACCGGGGAUGAAGAUGAGCAGAAUGAUGGUAGCGAGGGUGGUAUUAACGGGGUUGUUGCCGUCAGCAGCGCAGUUGCUGCGUCACGAGCCGCGGAAGAAGCAUCGUCCGCCGCGCCGCGUUUCCCGCCGGAUUCGGACGAGGCGAGCGAGGCGUUCGCGGUCGCUCUGGCUGUCGCCGCGAGUGACGCUAAGGGGAGUGAUAUUAUCGCGCUGGACGUGCGGCCGCUCGUGUACUGGACGCAGUACUUCGUUAUAGCGACGGCCUUCUCGCGCGCGCAGAUGGACGCUAUAGCGAAGCGCAUGCGCGACGUGGCGGAGUCGCCGGGGUUCGCGCGCGAGCAGAAGGGCGGGGAUAGGGGGAGCGGCGGGAGCGCCCGCGGGGGAAGCGCGUGGACGCUACUAGACUAUGGCGACGUGGUAGUGCAUCUGUUCACGCCUAAGGAGCGCGAUUAUUACCGCCUAGAGGAGUUCUACGCAAAUGCGGAGGAGGUUCCGCUGCCGUUCCCCCAGGAGGGGCGAUACUGA
Closterium sp. NIES-65 is the source of this 984-nucleotide messenger RNA. The record is from the annotation of a GenBank genome assembly. NCBI's taxonomy places the organism in Eukaryota, Viridiplantae, Streptophyta, Zygnematophyceae, Desmidiales, Closteriaceae.